AUGUUCAUCUUCGACCAGGUCCACCAGCUGUCACAGAUACAGGCGUCGCCAUCAAGAUGGCACCUCUUCGAGUGGUGCGAUCUAGCAAUAACACCGUCAUUCGUCAAGCACUGCUGUCAGGACAUGCUUACAGCUCAAUGGACGCGGAAACUACCUUUCCUACAACAAACAACCCCAGCAGAAACGGCGGCCAGACUCAUUCACGCCUUCCUCGAUGAUUUCCCGGAUAUUGAUUCAGAGCAAUAUUUUGUCAUUGACUUUUGCUCGGGAGCAGGAGGUCCAACACCCCUGAUAGAAAAAUCCAUCAACGCCUCCCGCACCCUCACAAACCACACCCCCAUCCCUUUCCGCCUCUCCGACUUCCACCCAAACCUCGAUGCCUGGAUGCCCCUAGCCUCCCGUUCCGCGAACCUGUCCUUUAUACCUCAACCCGUGGACGCCACAGACACUUCACACGCACCUCCCUUAGUCAUCUCCAAAACAUCCUCUUCCACUUCUGAGCAUUCUGGCGACCACAAAUCCAUUCAUCUGUACAGUCUGUCCUUCCAUCAUUUCACCGACGAAGCUGCAAGCAAGAUUAUACAGAAUACAUUGGAAACAGCUGAUGGCGUUUGCAUCUUGGAACUCCAGGACCGGAGUCUAGGUAUGCUGUUGCUGAUGCUCGGAGAACCUCUUCUCCUCUUCCUGGUCACGAUACUCUGGUUUCCCUUUCGCCCUUUGCAUCUCUUCUUCACCUAUAUUUUUCCUGUAUUGCCCUUUGUGCAAGCCUGGGAUGGUGUGGUGAGUUGUCUACGCACCCGCAAUUUCAACGAAACAUUGCAGUUGGCGGAAAAGGUAUUGGGAGAGAAAGCCAGAGUAAUCAGUGAGGAGCACACUGCUGUCAAGGGAGAAAAAAUUACAGUGGCAGAGUGUGCAGAGUGGAAAUUCGUGGGAGUGAGAAGAUUACACACUUGGCCAUUUGGAUACAUGAAUGCUUUUCUUGCGAGGAAAACAGUGUAG
Molecule: messenger RNA, 999 nt
Organism: Aureobasidium namibiae CBS 147.97
Lineage: Eukaryota; Fungi; Ascomycota; Dothideomycetes; Dothideales; Saccotheciaceae
Exons: 3
Coding region: 1-999 (332 amino acids)
Source: RefSeq, a predicted model, not a curated record